Molecule: messenger RNA, 1568 nt
Organism: Brassica napus (rape)
Lineage: Eukaryota; Viridiplantae; Streptophyta; Magnoliopsida; Brassicales; Brassicaceae
Product: AP2/ERF and B3 domain-containing transcription factor At1g50680-like
Exons: 1
Coding region: 358-1221 (287 amino acids)
Biological process (GO): regulation of DNA-templated transcription
Molecular function (GO): DNA binding; DNA-binding transcription factor activity
Source: RefSeq, a predicted model, not a curated record
CAAAAAAAAGGAAAAAUACUCAGCCACAUGGGAUGACAAAAAGUUUUUUUGACUUUUUAACAACUGGUCUUUAGUUACGUUUUCACAAAUAAUCAAAAACGGAAAAUAAUGAAGUAGACAAUAAGUUACUUUCCAUUUUUUUGCAGCUGCACUUUAGUUAGUUUCCUGUUCUGUACAAGGAAAAAGGAAACUUCGAGAAGGUCAGUAUUUACCAGCGGUAAAUUAUAGAGACAACAAAAAAUGGAAAAUGUGUAGUGUUUGCUCUAUAAAUACUUCUCCUACGUAUCUACUCUCCUUACAAUUCCAUCUUGUUUUUUCCAUCGUUUUGUUUUCCUUCCCUCUACUCUGUUAUUGUUAAUGGGUAUCUGCAACCAGAUGACGGAGACUUCAACCUCAAGCAACCCUGUGUUGCCUCUCAAGAAGCGCAAGAGACCUGUCGAUGACACAACAGACAAUGUCCUCGCUGUUGCCACAAAAAAGGUUGCACCUUUAGGGAAUUCAAAAUACAAAGGAGUAGUUGAACAUCAUCGUAACGGUCACUGGGGCGCUCAGAUAUACAUUGACCACAAGAGGAUUUGGCUAGGAACUUUCAAAUCUUCUGUUGAAGCCGCCAUGGCUUACGAUAGCGCAUCCAUCAAGCUCGGAAGCUUUGAUGCUAAUUGUCACAGGAACUUCCCUUUGAAUGCUUCCACGGUUCACGAGCCGAACUUUCAAAAAGGCUACACAACGGAAGCAGUGUUGGAGAUGAUCAAAGACAGUUCUUACCAACAAAAGUUUAAAGAUUAUCUCAGUCUCCCUUUUCAUAAUGUCGCUAGUAUCAACUUAGUUGGAUCAGAACGAGUCCAAGGAGAUCAAGACUCAACCCAGUACUGUUUGACAUGCGCAGAGCUAUUUCGGAAGGGAUUGACUCCAAGCGAUGUUGGAAAACUUAACCGGCUUGUGAUACCUAAGAGGCAUGCAGUAAAGUAUUUACCUUUCAUAAACGAGAGAGAAGAGGGUGAAAUAGUAGAGGACGUUGAGGUUGUGUUUUUUGACAAAACAAUGAAACAGUGGAAGUUCAGGUAUUGUUACUGGACAAGUAGUCAGAGCUUUGUCUUCACCAGUGGAUGGAAACGUUUCGUCAAAACAGAGAACUUCGUUAACUCUAAGCUAAAAGAAGAAGAAACCAAAUCAGUGGAGAACAAAGGAGGGUUUAUGCUCUUUGGUGUUAAGAUCCAAUAGCUACUUCGAUUUUAUUUAAUGACUUCGUUAGAGUUUGUUUCUAAUAUAGAGUUCAUAAUGUACUUUUUUGAAUUGCAACAGUUAAUAUACUGAUUUAGUUGGAAACAAGACUUUUUCAAAUCAAAUCUUCUUUUAUAGUCGCAUAUAACCAAAAGAAGAAAAAAAAAACGGAAGGAGAAAUCUCAGAAAAUAGCUUAGAAAAAAAAAAUCUCAGAAAUAUAAAAUUAAAACUUACUAAUUAUUUUCUUAGCGUCUUGAAAAACUAAAAGUUCAUUAUUGAUUGGUAAAUAAAAUCUAAACUGUUGUCAAAAAAAAGAGAAAAAAAAAAAAUCUAAACCUUUUUUUCA